AUACAUACAAAUACCUGUUCUUGUAUCUUUCUUUCAUUUCUCUCACUCCUGUAACCUUGUCUCUCCAAGAGAUACAAAAGAACCGUCCAUGUCACUUUCACUCUCUUCUCUACGCAGUCAUUUCUUCAAACACUUUAAGUUCUACAGUCGCGCCUCCAGUUUCUCUUCCUUGCACCGCCGCAUUCACCGCCAUCCUCCUCCCAGCCGCUUACCGCUCUUUCCCCCAAUCGGAGCAGGUCAGCUGCAGCAACAACGGUCGAGCCUCUUGACCGCCGCCGCCAAUUAUUCCACACUUCCAUUCAAUAAUGGCGCUAACCACAAUUCAUACACUUCGCCUUACCUUUCUGUUCAAAUUUGCUGCCCGAAACAUAUUUCUGACGCGCUUUCGGAGUCUCUUAUGUGUUUUGGAGCGAACUCUACCACCAUUGACGAACAAAACUUCUGCGGUUCUGAUGUGGAGAUAUGGAUCUGUUCUACAUUCGAUGUAGACCAGGAUGUUAAUGAGUGCAUUUCACGAGCCGCAAACUCGGUUGGUUUGGAAGAGACACCCAAGUACAAAGUUGAAAAGAAAGAUCACAUGGAUUGGAUCAAACUAACUCAGGAAUCCUUUCAUCCCAUGGAAAUCACAGAGGGCCUUUGGAUUGUGCCUGAAUGGAGAAACCCCCCAGAUCUUCAAGCUACUAACAUAAUUUUGAAUCCCGGUUUGGCAUUUGGAACUGGGGAACAUCCUACGACAAAGUUGUGUCUACUGCUGCUGCAUCGACUGAUAAAAGGAGGAGAGUACUUCCUUGACUAUGGUACAGGGUCUGGAGUUCUUGCAAUAGCAGCACUAAAGUUUGGAGCGCAUCUUUCAGUUGGAUUUGACAUAGAGGCGCAGGCAAUCUCGUCAGCCCGCCACAAUGCCGAUCUGAACAAGAUAGGACCGGAGAAGUUGCAGCUGAGUCUUGUUCCUAGCAAGGAUGGUGCUCAGUUUGAGAGCGACAUCAGUGUCAAGGAUUCAUACAACUCGAAGAUCAUUGCCGAGAAAGACAAGUAUGAUGUGGUUAUUGCUAAUAUACUGUUGUAUCCACUGCUGGAUCUGGCAGACCGAAUAGUCUCUUACGCGAAGCCGGGUGCCACAGUCGCCAUCUCUGGGAUCAUAUCCGAGCAGGUCCCAAUUGUGAUGGAACGUUAUUCUGAGUUGCUGGAAGACAUCAAUAUAUCAAUGAUGGAUGAUUGGGCUUGCAUUAGUGGCUCCAAGAAAGCAUAAGCCAGUUGUGGUCUUUUUCUUUUUUGUUUUUCUUUCUUUUGCUAAAUUAACACUUAAAUUUAAAUACAGUAUAUUGGUGGACUCGAAUAUCAGACUUUUAACUUCCAUUAAUCAUUCUACCGUUAAGCCAACACAA
Salvia miltiorrhiza (redroot sage) is the source of this 1385-nucleotide messenger RNA. RefSeq lists its product as uncharacterized. Gene Ontology annotation, cellular component: mitochondrion. The transcript has 7 exons. Gene Ontology annotation, biological process: peptidyl-lysine trimethylation. NCBI's taxonomy places the organism in Eukaryota, Viridiplantae, Streptophyta, Magnoliopsida, Lamiales, Lamiaceae. The record is from RefSeq and is a predicted model, not a curated record. Gene Ontology annotation, molecular function: protein-lysine N-methyltransferase activity. Bases 89 to 1249 code for a protein of 386 amino acids.